AUGGCGAGGGACAAAACAAAUAAAGAGAUGCUAGACACUCAUAUUUUUGAGUUGUGCAUGGAGGAUGUUUGGUCAUGCAUGGAUAUUAAAAAGAAGAACGAUUAUGCCUACCUUAAUCCGUUGUGGUUUAACAUGUACACCGACUGGGAUGAUAAAUCAAGAAUCCUUAAAUGGAUAAAAGCUAAGAAUAUAUUCACAAGACGAUAUGUAUUUGUACCUAUUGUUAUUUGGGGACACUGGAGCCUUCUUGUGUUGUGCAAUUUUGGCAAGACCAAGUACUUGGGUACUAAGAAGGGGCCACGCAUGCUGCUACUGGAUUCACUUAAAAAGUUGAAAGCGGAGAGGUUACAACCAAUCAUCAACAGAUUCAUUGUUGAUAUUUUAAAAUUCGAAGAGCGGGAAGAGUUAGAGCAGUUCAUAAAUGAAGUCGAACUUGAGUUUCCUAAGGUGCCACAACAAAGUGGAGUAGAUUGUGGUAUGUAUGUUCUUUACUUCGUGUACUGUUUUCUCACGAUAAAAAAACUGAGAGAAGAUUUGAGCCAUCUGGAUGCCUUGUUCGAUCCGGAGGAACUGAAGAGCCUAGAGGACAUACACAUAGAUAUUCUUUCAUACAAAGAGAAAAUGGAUGCAAAAGCUGCAGAGUAG
Messenger RNA from Triticum aestivum (bread wheat), 645 nucleotides. Its product is annotated as ubiquitin-like-specific protease 1C. Lineage: Eukaryota; Viridiplantae; Streptophyta; Magnoliopsida; Poales; Poaceae. The transcript is spliced from 8 exons. The coding region runs from base 1 to 645 and encodes 214 amino acids. Gene Ontology annotation, molecular function: cysteine-type peptidase activity. The record is from RefSeq and is a predicted model, not a curated record. Gene Ontology annotation, biological process: proteolysis.